Messenger RNA from Fraxinus pennsylvanica, 1035 nucleotides. The record is from the annotation of a GenBank genome assembly. NCBI's taxonomy places the organism in Eukaryota, Viridiplantae, Streptophyta, Magnoliopsida, Lamiales, Oleaceae.
AUGUCGCUUAGAAUCUAUUCUGUAGGAGAUUUUUGCAGAGUCUUGAACGGUUCAUUACAUACCGUUGCAACUUCUGCUUCUCUAUUUUAUCCGUCAUUUGAUCAGGGAAAUCCUCAGUCGAAGGGUUAUGUCAGAGGGGGUCUGUCCUUAAACUUUUAUGAACAAUCUUGCCCACAAGUGGAGUAUAUAGUGAGAGCCAGUCUUAGAUCAAUCUCCCUCACUGAUCCUACUACUCCAGCAGCUAUUUUAAGACUCUUGUUUCAUGAUUGCCAAGUUCAGGGGUGCGAUGCUUCUAUCCUCCUCGAUCCAGAAAGUGACAUUUUUCAAACAGAAAUGGCUUCGAGGAAGAAUUUUGGAAUCCAAAAGAGGGAGACAAUAAACACGAUCAAGGCAGCCGUGGAAGCCGUGUGUCCUCAACAGGUUUCGUGUGCAGACAUUCUCGUAUUGGCUGCUCGCGAGGCGAUUGCCAUGUCCGGAGGGCCAAUGAUAGUCGUUCCUUUGGGACGACGGGAUUCAUCAUCCCCUCCGAACUUUAGACAAGCAGAUGCUUCACUCCCCGAACCAAACAUUGGCCUUGAUGCCACGCUUCAACUUUUCGCGAAAAAAGGGAUGACUGUUGGAGAAUCUGUUGCCAUUUUAGGAGCCCAUACUCUGGGAGUCACUCACUGCUUCAAUCUUGAGAGCCGUUUGUACAAACCAGAAGUUGACAAAAUUGACCCACAAUUUGAAAUUUUCUUGAAAAUGAGCUGUCCGUUGGGGUCAUUUACACCAAAUUCAAGUUUUGUCGUAAAUGAUCCCACUACAUUAUUAUUCGACAACCAAUACUUCGUGAAUUCCAUAAAUGGCCGUGGAGUUUUGAAAAUUGAUGCAGAAAUGCCCCUGGAUCCGCGAACCGCACCGUUUAUUCAAGCAUUUGCUUAUGAUCAAGAGGUAUUUUUUGAGGCCUUUUCAUCAGCUUUUGCGAAAUUGUCUUCUUCGAAUGUCCUCACCGGAAAUCAAGGUGUCAUUAGGACUAAUUGUAAUAGAUUGUACUGA